Lagopus leucura (white-tailed ptarmigan) is the source of this 1386-nucleotide messenger RNA. It is a transcript of the gene THAP1, whose product is annotated as THAP domain containing 1. Gene Ontology annotation, molecular function: sequence-specific DNA binding. Lineage: Eukaryota; Metazoa; Chordata; Aves; Galliformes; Phasianidae. The record is from RefSeq and is a predicted model, not a curated record. Bases 374 to 1108 code for a protein of 244 amino acids. The transcript has 3 exons.
UCCCGACUAUCCGCACCCCUCCCGCCCUGGGGGCGCUCUGCCUCCACACCGCAGCCGCCCCUGAGGUGGUUCCGGAGCGAGGGGCGAGAACAAGUUCAAGCACCGCUCUGAUUGGAAGGUCCGCCUCAUGAAGCUCCGCCCCCCGCGAAAGGACCCACCAAUGGGCACGGGCGGCGCGCCGUAGCACCGCGAGAGUUGCGCUGAAGCUGGUGCCGCCAUCUUGGAGUUGGGAGAGGCCGCGUCCCGUUGCUGUCCCUCUCGGAGGGUCGUUAGCGGGGGGGGAGGGGGGAGGAUGGUAGCCCGACGGUGAGCGAACGGCACCCGGGAGUCCCUCCUCGCGCCGCCGAGCGGCGGCGACCGCGGGGCUGGCGGGAUGGUGCAGUCGUGUUCCGCCUACCGCUGCCGGAACCGAUACGACAAAGAGAAGCCCAUCUCCUUCCACAAGUUUCCUUUGACCAGGCCCGAUCUAUGCAAGAAAUGGGAGGCGGCGGUGAAAAGGAAAAACUUCAAGCCCACCAAGUACAGCAGCAUCUGCUCGGAGCACUUCACACCCGACUGCUUCAAGCGGGAGUGCAACAACAAGCUGCUGAAGGAAAACGCUGUGCCCACUAUAUUCUGUUACACUGAGCCCAGUGAAAAGCCUGAGGAAUUUUCAGAGCAGCCAGAUGAUCCGCUUCCACCACCGCCACCGCCGCCGCCUCCACCGCCACCGCCGCCACCGCCACCACCUGCAGCUCCCAUGCUACCGCCGUCUCCAUCAGCUCCUUCUUUUCAUUUAUCUCAGAUAGAUGCCAGAUUUGUAGAUCCAAGUAUCGGAUUAUUGAUGCCUCCUCUCCAGACGCCUAGCAAUCUUGCUGUUUUUUGUGAUCACAAUUAUACCGUAGAGGAUACAGUUCAUCAGCGAAAAAGAAUUCAGCAGCUAGAGGAACAAGUUGAAAAACUGCGAAAGAAGCUCAAGACGGCGCAACAGCGAUGCCGACGUCAGGAGAGACAAAUUGAAAAACUGAGAGAGAUUGUUCAGUUUCAGAAAGAAAAAGACAUCCUGGCAGGAAAAGGCUAUGUGAUUCUGCCCAAUGACUAUUUUGAAGUUGUAGAAGUUCCUGCAUAAAAGUCAUGAGCGUCCAUCUCCACUUGGCUAGGCUAAGAAGUUUAGUUUAAAAACUCAAUGCUCUCGAAUUCUGUUUGGGAGACUCUUCCAGAAUCCUAAAUCAGCAAAUAAGCUGUCAUGCAUAGGAGAUCACAUUUUUUAAUUUGUUUUCAUUUAAGUUUGAUAUGUUUUUUAAUGUACUGAAAUUGGAAACAUCUCAGAAUUAGGAUGCACAUUUAUUUUUUGAAAUAGGAAUUGCUUUGCAGAAGGAAAGGAUGCAUGGUUAAAUACACUUAAAA